AUGCCUCACGGCUUUAGUUUUCAAGCGUUUAGGGGGGGGGGGGGGCCGUAUAUAGUGUGGGGACGGGAUUGGGGGGGUGGAGGUGGUGGGGUUGGAUGGGGUGGAUCCGGGGUGAUGGAUGUGGACAUUGGACUGUGGGUGUGGGAGGGGUGCUGCGGAGGUGGGGGGGGGGGGGGGGGGGGGGUAGGUGUGGGGGGGGGGGAGGGGAGAGUGGUUGGGGGGAAUACGUUGAGAGAGGAGCAUAUGAUUAGUGUGGAAAAGUAA
Dicrocoelium dendriticum is the source of this 264-nucleotide messenger RNA. The record is from the annotation of a GenBank genome assembly. NCBI's taxonomy places the organism in Eukaryota, Metazoa, Platyhelminthes, Trematoda, Plagiorchiida, Dicrocoeliidae.